Messenger RNA from Malassezia japonica, 1242 nucleotides. RefSeq lists its product as uncharacterized. Bases 1 to 1242 code for a protein of 413 amino acids. The record is from RefSeq and is a predicted model, not a curated record. Gene Ontology annotation, cellular component: nucleus; nuclear membrane. Gene Ontology annotation, molecular function: proteasome binding. The transcript has a single exon. Gene Ontology annotation, biological process: proteasome localization; nuclear protein quality control by the ubiquitin-proteasome system. NCBI's taxonomy places the organism in Eukaryota, Fungi, Basidiomycota, Malasseziomycetes, Malasseziales, Malasseziaceae.
AUGGCGUGGCGGACAGGUGCGCAGACCAGUCUCGAUAUCGCGACGCCGCCCCCGCCCCCCAUCCCAUUCAAUGCGGGGCGGCCGGUGCAGCAUACACCAAUGCCAUUAUCCUUUGGAUUUGGGUGCGGCAGCGCGACUGCGGCGCCCGCGCCGGUGCUCGACCCGAUGCCAGGGCCGAGUGCGUGGCGCACCCCUGAUGCCUUUGCCGGGCGCACGAGCAUGCCGAAGCGCCGCCGAUCAUCGGUGGACGUGGAAGAGCCCAUAGAGGUGCAUGCGGAUGCGGACGAGGAGAUGGCCUCGUCGCCGACGCUCGCCAAGCGCCGCCGCGCGAGCCACGGGCGCUACGAAACAGACGGCGGGGCGCGGGUGCUUGCGCCGCCUCGUACGUCGCGGCGGAAUGCGCCGCAGGGUGCCGAGGUCGGCAAGCUGCUUGCCUCGCUCGACAAACCCGCCCUCCUCUCGAUCCUACACCAGCUCAUGGGCCGCAGCGAUGCGCUGGCCGACGACAUCUAUACCCUGCUUCCCACGCCCUCGCUCGAGAGCGUCGAGCACGCCCUGGACGCGGCCGAGGCCAAGAUCCGGCACGCGAUCCCCAUGGCGCCGCUCUCUGCCGCGCACGUCCGCGACCAGUACGUCUGGAGCCGCGUGCGCACGAGCCUCGGAGAGCUUGCGAGCGACGUGCGCGGCUACGUCGCGCUCUUCUCGCUGAACCCAGACGCCUCGCAGCGCGACGCGCGCGAGCACGAACCGAUGCACCCUGCCACCACCUUUUCCUUCUUGCACGCGACGACGCUGCGUAUGCUGCGCAUCGCGCGCAUGCUUCCCCACGACGACCAAAAUCUCCCCACAGAAAAGAAGGGCGACACACUCGACGCGCUUUAUGCGUCUGCGCUGCCGCCGCGCGCGCUCGCGGCGGACGCACCCAACACCAUCGCUACGACCAUCCUGCCCACCCUGCUGCGCGAGUGGGAGCACUGGCUGCGUGCUGUCGACCACGCCGUGAACCAGGCCGGGCGCAUGUACGGCCAGGAAGUCGUGGUCGGCUGGGAGCGCGGGCUCGCGUCGCUCGGCACGCACUCGGCGGUGCUCGGCGCGGCACGCACGCCAGAAGAGGCGGCGCUGCGCUCGGUUAUGGACCAUGCGGCGCAGCGCAUGCACUCUGCGCUGGGCUGGCUCGCUGGGCCGGCGCAUCGGCCCGCAUGGUCGUUUGGUGUGCACGCCCAUGCUAUGGAUGCCGUGUAG